UCGAUUGUUCUCGGUACUCGUUCAGGGUCGAAUGUAUAAAAGACGAGAGACGAUCGUGGCACGAUGAUACUCGUGCACGGUUCACGGUACAGAGACGAUGGCCACCCGUCACGCCGAGUCACGCUCGUUCGUUCAAAAAUGCGUGUUUUUGGCGUUCUUGUUCGCCAUUCAGGUGGCGGGAGGAGAGAUCUGCGAUAAAACGAAGUGUGCCGGCGUAUUGAAAUAUUACGAGGGGCUCGGUUGUACUCCUGUGUACAAGAAUCCGAACGAUUGCUGCGCGGAAUCGUACAACUGCACUCACCUGGACAAUUUGUCACGAGAUAAAUGCUACGUGAACGGCCACGAGUAUAGCGAUGGAGAGACGCUGAGACCCGAGCACGCGAAUCCUUGUGACAUUGGCUGCAAGUGUAUACUCUUCAACAAUGAAGCCAGCUUUGUAUGCGCGGGUUUCGAUUGCGCUUUCAUUUCGGGGGGAGAAAAUUGUUUUCAUAGAUCCACUCAUGAUAGUUGCUGUCCAAACACGGUACCGACUUGUCUGAAGGAAGGAGAAAAAAGGGCGACUUGCAAGGUUGAUGGGAAAGUUUAUCUAGAUGGAGAAUACUUUAGCCCAAAAUCUGACCCGAAUUUGGAUUGUUACUGCAUGCCUGGAUACACAGGUGAAAAUAUCGAGCCCUUCUGCAAGAAAAUUAAUCAUCCUCAUUGCUCUCCUUUGUUCACAAACGGUGGAUCUAUAUACCAGAAAUGCGCCCCCGUGUUUUACGAUAAUCAAAAUCCACAAACGGAUUGCAGCUAUGUUACGAGAUGUCAAAACUCGGAAGACGUCGUUAUUCAUAAUCAUGACCACACUAAAUCUAUUUCCGACGAAGAAGACAAAGUAUGCAAAUUCGGUAAUAUGACGAUGCACAUAGGCGACGAAUUGGAUAAAGGAACGAAUUAUGAUUCUCUUUGCGUGAAAUGCGUUUGCGAAGUACCUCCGAUUCCUACAUGUCGAAGACUUCCGGACAGCGAAUGCGACAUUAAUUAUGCAUAUCCAUCCAUAAAACUUCUGUAAAUAAUCUGUGAUUAUUUAUUACCAAUGAUACGAUUUUCCAAAGAUGUUAUAUAUCUCGUAUAAACGCUCGUUGACAGUUUUAAUUGUUUUAUAGAAAAAUUAUUAUAUAUAUAUAUAUAUAAAAUAUCCGAUA
Messenger RNA from Apis cerana (Asiatic honeybee), 1184 nucleotides. RefSeq names its product kielin/chordin-like protein. NCBI's taxonomy places the organism in Eukaryota, Metazoa, Arthropoda, Insecta, Hymenoptera, Apidae. The record is from RefSeq and is a predicted model, not a curated record.